Molecule: messenger RNA, 612 nt
Organism: Alternaria atra
Lineage: Eukaryota; Fungi; Ascomycota; Dothideomycetes; Pleosporales; Pleosporaceae
Exons: 1
Coding region: 1-612 (203 amino acids)
Source: RefSeq, a predicted model, not a curated record
AUGCCAGGACCGGCUACAAAGGCCGAACCGAAGAUGCAGAUGGCUGCCACUGCAGUGCGUCAUACCGUCGUCAGCACACGGAACCAACUCGACUCACCCUUCCUACGUCUACCCAGCGAGAUUCGAAAUCAAAUCUACUACUUCGCGCUGGGCGACCACGAAAUCUACCUCAUGCCCAGCGGUAACGGACAAAGAAUGCUGCGUGGACGGCCCAACCACCAGCAAGCCUGGAAUCUCAAGCCCAUGACGCAAAUCUUAGCCAUGAACCUGCCGCUCGCCUGUAGUCAGAUCCGACGUGAGCUCGGACAAUACUUCCCUUUUACCUUCAAUUCCUUCGGCGCAACGACGUCUCCGGGUGUCUCACUGAUGCUGGAACCUUUGACAAUCGGUCAAAGGGAUAAGAUUGAAGUCAUCACUACAAACUAUACCCAUGCUUCCCGGAAAACGUGGCAGUAUGAUUACGUUACGCUUUCCACGUUGCCAAGUUUGAAGCUGUUGGUGUUGAGAGAUCUCGGUACUAUGGAUGAUGAAGAGAAAGAUAGAACGUUUGAGGAUUUUCAGAAUGGGAUUAAGAAUAGAACGGUGAAGAUUGAGAUAUUGGAUAUUUGCUGA